Molecule: messenger RNA, 2304 nt
Organism: Nematostella vectensis (starlet sea anemone)
Lineage: Eukaryota; Metazoa; Cnidaria; Anthozoa; Actiniaria; Edwardsiidae
Exons: 2
Coding region: 244-1836 (530 amino acids)
Biological process (GO): regulation of transcription by RNA polymerase II
Cellular component (GO): nucleus
Molecular function (GO): DNA-binding transcription factor activity, RNA polymerase II-specific; RNA polymerase II cis-regulatory region sequence-specific DNA binding
Source: RefSeq, a predicted model, not a curated record
ACAUAAGGAAUUUCGCUGAGUCACAGCGCAAGUGGCAUGCUUUGAGCGCCUCGUUGGUGGUUACGUGGAUUUUACGUGAAAUUAUAGUCACGAAAUAAGGUCGUUUCUGGCCUACGGGACAUAAUUUUCCACAUAUUCGCUGUAAACAGUUUUUCUCUAUAUCCUACAAGAGAAAAGCAAGAGUUUAGUGGCUUGUUUCGAGAUUUAUCAAGAGCUAUUGUCGCACCGUGAAAACUAUUCAAGAUGGUGGCGGGGAAGAAAGAGGAGAGCUUGCCAUAUCUUCUAAUGCUUCUGUCUCUUCUGAGGCCGGAAUUACAAGGCUACAUAAAACCAGAACAAGCUGCACCAGUGAUUCCAGUUGGAGGAAGCACGUACAAUUUGACUGGGGCUGCAUUCAAUAGCCAUCCAUAUAGUGCCACAAGUUUCAAUAAUUACUUUUUUUCAUCGAAAGAGGCGAACGCAGCUGCGAAUGGCAAUGACCCUUUGAGUCAAUAUCUGAACUGGCCGCCGAAUACGCAGUUUAACACUAGUGCGAUAGCAAUGAUACUCGGCGAGCCCGGCCCAAGCUUUCGGCUGCCGUAUGGGGACUCGGAAAGCGGGUACAGCUCGGAUGAAGCUCUAUCGCCAUUGUCUGCGGCCAGCUACAGGUCCGCGUCGCCACCUUACACCAGCAAUGAUAUGACCGGAAUGCAGGGGGGUAUUCCUGUUGAGGUUACUGAGCCUGGUGCUACUGGGUUCUCUUCAAACGGUGCUUUUAACCCAGAGGACUUUGUUGAUUUGGACUUGUUUCAACUCGUAGAUCAACCCAACAAACAAAUCCUCGAGAACCCCGGAGCCGAACAACAUGGCGUCAAACAGGAACCUUCAACCCCCACGAAUAAAAUGUGUCCUCAAUCCUGCGCUGGCUUGUCUAUGGGCAAAUCCGCCACAAAUGUGGACUUUACAAACCCAUUUUCAUUAGACCUUGGUAUUGGAGAUAAACAUUUCGACCCAUAUUCCAUCGAUUUUGAAACAAACCAGACAACGCAAUUCCCAGGGCUAUCGGAGGCGGGGACAUCCGUCGAUAUCGACUCUCUGAUCGGCCUCGAUUUCCCCCUCGAAAUUCUAAAUGAAUUUCAACAAGAACCUGCAAAUCAACUCGCCCAGUACCCUCUUGAUGGAGACCAGAACUCCCGUAACAAUGACAGUGGAAUUCCUCUGCCUGGUAAUGCAGGUCCAGUGACCUCGCAAAGCAGCACAAACCCAGAACUGCCUUCUUUCAGUCAAGCCCUUCAGCCUCUCUCAGACCAGCAAGCCAGCAAAGCAAGAUCAGUAUUCAAGUCGAAUGCUGGAACGUCAACAUCAAAGGGAAAGAAAGCUGUUGCCUCAAAAAAGGUUUUGGCAUCAAAAGCAGAUGCUGACUCAUUGGACAUUGGUGUGUCAGAGGAAAAGAUUGUUGAGAUGUCUGUCGCUGAAUUCACCACAUUCCUGGAAAAGCUGUCAGAUGCACAAGCUAAGUAUGUGAGGGAUGUUAGAAGACGUGGCAAGAAUAAGGAAGCAGCGCGCAUUUGUCGAAAACGCAAGAUGGACGCCAUUGAAACACUGGAUGACGAGAUAACUCGACUAAAACAACAGAGACAAAGCAUGUUUGAUGAGCGAAAAGACUUACAGCAGGAAACUGCUGAACUGAAAAGAAAGAUCAGUGAACUAGAAAGCUCUUUAUUCAGUAGUUUUAGGGAUGACAAUGGUCGCCCUCUGUCUUCUGAAGAAUAUUCCUUGUUUCAGGGCUCUGAUGGAGCUGUCUUCUUAGGCAAGAACAUUGCAAGUAAAGAGAAAAAGAAAGAGAAAAGUAGCUAGUGUUAAAAUAAAUACGUAUCCAGCAUGUAAUCUAUUGAAUAAUUUUACAAGCAACGCUUAGCCAAGUUUUAGAAUCACUUAGAAACUCAAUGAUGAAAAUGAAAUUUGGUUGUCAAAAUUGCAAACUUUGUCUCCAUCAGCAUAUUGGUUUCUCCCUACUUUUGUAAAUAGACUUAUUAUAUUCCUAAAGAAAAUGUACAUAUUGUGAAUACUUUCUUUUAUUAUGAUAGCACUAACAAAAAGCUAUCAAGUUCCAAGGAUGGGUUUGGUUUUUGCCAUACAAUGGCUAACAUUGUCUUUUAUAAAGAUAGUUAGGUAACUCCCUGCUUCAAGCAAUUUCUAUUCAAACCAGUUUGUUCCACUUGAGUUAUGAACCAGUAAAUGGGUUCUGCACUAUUACUUCGUCUUCCUUAGCUCCCGAGUGUUAUUUUGUUUGAGUUGGGAUUAAAAGGAUAAAAAUAAACAAUG